GUGUGAGUUGCGUGCGUGGGGGAGACGACCGACCAGACCAAGUCGUCGGGCGCAACAACUCCCACUUCCACUUGUACUAACCUUCACUGUGGCGCAACAAACAAAUCCCAAAUUGCUUCACUAAUUCCAUUUCCCUUCCCUUCCCUUCCCUUCCCUUGUGUAUCAAUCGCGCCCGCACACACGUCCUCUUCGUCGGAACAGCGACGGCCCGCGCCGAGCAGGGGUGCGAGGGAGAGGCGGCGGCGCAGCUCAUCUGCUGAGGUCCAACCUGUGAUCAACCAACACGCCCACCGUCUGCAAAGGGGGAUUUUCGAUCAAUCGAUUCUACUCGUGCGGAGGAAGAGAUGGCCGAUCCGUUCAGCCUCAUAAUGGAGAUCCUGGAUAUCGGGUUCAAGAUCAAGAGCGCGCUGGACAACGCCAAACACAACAUGGAGGAGUGCCCCAAGAUCGACGCCCUCCUGCUCAGCCUCAGCGCCAUCGCCAAGCACCUGCAGGGGUCGCCCAAGAUCAUGGAGCACCACUUGAUGAGGGACACGGCCAAGAGCCUAGACAAGACCCUGCAGCUCGCGUCCGAGCUUGUCGCCAAGUGCAAGGCCAAGGGGUUCCUGGACCGUGUUUUAAACGCCAAACACGUCGCCGAGAAGCUGCGCGGGGUCUGCCACGAUGUGCAGCUCAACAUGAACGCCGUGCUGCUUGCCAACGGUGUCUUGAACAGCUCGGAGCUGGCCGAGCUUAAGGAAAUUGUGGCCAAGAUUCUGCAUAUUGUUGCUACACAGCCCGCUGUUCAUCUGCAAGAAGAGGUGGAAAAAUUGGUGGAGGACGACCAGAUCAGUUCUCAAAUUAAGAACAAAGGGAAGGCAAAGAAAACAGCUGCAGCUACUUCUCAAGACAAAAACAAAGGGGAGGCAGACAAAACAGUUGUUGCCAGGCCAGAAGAUAAGAUUGAGAAGAAAAAGAAGAAGCUACGGCGUAGCACGGUGGUGCCACAUGCUUCCUUACAAGAUGAUUUAGCUGAGUCCACUUCAGCGACCAGUAUGGUUGGACAAGAUGAUGGACCUAGUACUAUUAUUAUCAAUAAGGCAAGUAGCUCUAUCUCCAAGUUGGAGGACGAGGCACAGUCAGUGGGAGUUUCUGCAGCACCAUUAUUCCAUCCGCAGAAAAUAAUCAGCAUAUCCAGAGAGACAGGCGGAUAUAAGAUACAACCCCCUUCCCCUGAGACUAGCAAGCUUCUUGAGGUCUACCCGCAGCGGCUUCUCUUCCCCUUGGAGCCAAAAAACAAGGAAACUACUGGAUCUGGAUGCCCAGUGACCCUAACCAACAAUACAGACAAUUACGUUGGCAUCUGGAUUAAACCAAUAAAUGAAAAAUUUAAAGAAACAAAGAUAAUGGAGCCCCAUUCGACUUUUGUUGUGUAUGCGACAAUGAAGAUGCAUGCACAACCUCCGAAAGACACGGUCGAGUUUGAGGUGCUCAUGAUUAUCGUAGAGUCGAAGGGAGACCACGGAAAAUUGGAGUCAUCCAUUUCUGGCAAGCUGAAAAUGGACAGUGGCUUUAUGGUAAAUGUUAAGAACCUUAAGGCAGAGGUGUAUCAUGCAAUGCUGACAGCUAUCACUUGUGAGCCAGCAAGCUGCCAGAUCAUAUCAAGAUCCAUAGAGAAUAUGACCUUGGUGACAUCCAUUGACGCGCACCCCACUAAGCCAUGGAUUGUGACGGGUCAUGAGGGAGGGAAUUUUUCCAUUUGGGACUACCAGAAGCAGGAAACUGUGAUGAAGUUGCAGGUCAAUAAGGUGCCAGACAAGACUACACUCAUGUUCCAUGCCUUGUCUCAGCGCAUCAAAGUGAGGCCUCCCAAACAUUCCCUUUUUUCAGUCAAAUUUAUCGCUGAAAGGAAAUGGUUGGUAGUGGGGGAUGGUGACGGAUACAUCUAUGUCUAUGAUUACACCAACACUGAGCUGCACAUGGUCAAAAAAUUCGAAGCUCAUGAUAAGAAAUCUGUGAACUCUCUGGCUGCUCACCCAACAGAGCCAUACCUUCUUUCAUCAUCUACUAUUGGUACAAAUAUCAAGGUUUGGGACAGGAGCAAUAAGUGGAAGAUAUUUCGAAAUUUCAACACGAAACCUGAGAUUGCAUAUUACAAUGGUGUGCGCAGUGUCAAGUUGAAUCCAAGGGAUACCAACACUUUUGCUUGUGUUACCCGUUAUGACGGAGUAAAGGUCGGGAACAUCAAACGACCUUCCAGUCUUGAAACCACACUAACGGGGUCAUUCGUCAUGGCCGAUUAUUUAUUCACUCGCGGUGAUGAGCACUUGAUGGUUACUUUGAGAUUUGACUCACACAACUCUGAGAUAUGGGAUUUGAAGACACAAAAAGUUGUUCACACUCUUAGCGUGAGUGGGCACAAAACGACCUGGGUUGCUUGCCACCCAAAGCUUCCAAUACUGGUUACAAUGCUAGAUGACGGGACAGUAUGUUUGUGGGAUGCCAGUACCUACAGGCUUGAGAAAAUGGUUCACAUUACCGACAGCAAGUGCUGUGAUUUGGUAUUUGUCCCACACACAAAUGGCCCACUCAGGCUCGCUAUCGCAUUUGAGACAAUGAUAGCAAUCAUGGAGGUUAAUUUGCCAAUUGCGAAUACAAGCAAUGCAAGUGGACUAAUAACGGGAACUAACUAGGAACGACCUCACCAGGAGGCAAGGCAACGAAGUCCAUCACGGAGAUUGGGAUAAUGUAUUUAUGUAUUUGGCGAAUUGAUAUUUCCUCUUGUAAUUGAUAUUGUAAAAUACUGUUGUGGAUAAGAAUACUUUUGUGAGCAUUGCAAUAUUGUUAAUAUUUUUCUGAAUUU
Messenger RNA from Aegilops tauschii subsp. strangulata, 2842 nucleotides. RefSeq lists its product as uncharacterized. Gene Ontology annotation, cellular component: COPI vesicle coat. Gene Ontology annotation, molecular function: protein binding. Lineage: Eukaryota; Viridiplantae; Streptophyta; Magnoliopsida; Poales; Poaceae. The record is from RefSeq and is a predicted model, not a curated record. Gene Ontology annotation, biological process: retrograde vesicle-mediated transport, Golgi to endoplasmic reticulum; intracellular protein transport; cell surface receptor signaling pathway.